AUGCCCGGCCGAGUCGCCGCCCGAUCGACCUCUGCGACGACGCGCAGGUCAUCGCAACAACCCUCUGCGGGGCGUGCCCCCUCAGUGACUCCAUCAUUUGCGAUUCCCGAUGAACCGGCGCUCCCUGAAGCGUCACCUAACCUCCGCCGUGAUGUGUGUGCCAUAUUCGCAGAUGCGCAGCGCUCAACUACAGGCCAUCGCAAGCUUGUAGUGCGUUUGCGAAAACUACAAGAAAUUUGCAGUGGAAUUGCCCGAAAAAAUAAAAAAGGAAAGGAUCAAGAGGAAGAGGAGAUUGUGCUUCCCGAGGAGGAAACUCUUCCGGAGAAGGAAUUCAACGUUGAAGUCGGUCGUUGUAUGCUUCGAAUUCUGCCCAUCAAGAAGUCUGAGCCCGUCGGAGACCGCAUCAUUCGUUUCAUGGACACCUUCCUCGCUCAUGCUUCCGAGAAAGACAACGAGUUGUUUGCUUCGAACGCCGAUGACGAAUAUGAGAUGCAAACUUCGCCCGAAACCCCCACCUCGCGUCUGACUUCAAGCUUGGUGGCCUUGAUGGUCCCCCUCCUUGGUGCAAAGGACAAGAUGAUAAGAUUCCGCGCCACUCAGAUUGUCGCACACAUCGUCAACACCCUGGAGUCAAUUGAUGAUGAACUAUAUCACACUAUUCAACAAGGUUUACUGAAGCGAAUCCGCGAUAAGGAAUCAUCAGUUCGUGUACAGGCUGUUCUGGGCCUUGCACGACUGGCUGGUAAUGAAGAAGACGACGAUGGCAAUGGCACCGCGCUCCUGGAAAAGCUGAUUGAAAUCAUGCAAAACGAUACAAGCGCUGAUGUGCGUAAGAACCUUCUCGCCAACCUCCCACUGGCCCCGGUGACUCUUCCCUAUCUUCUUGAACGAGCCCGCGAUCUCGACGCUGCAACCCGACGUACCUUAUACUCUCGACUUUUGCCUAUGCUAGGCGAUUUCCGCCACCUGUCCCUAUCUAUGAGAGAGAAGUUGCUCCGUUGGGGUCUGCGAGACCGUGAUGAAAGCGUUCGCAAAGCAACCGGCAAACUGUUCUAUGAUCGCUGGGUGGAGGAUUGUGCGGGUACCAACGCCGGAGAGGAGGAGGGUGCAACUUCUCAGCGCUCACCUCCCAACAUCAACGCUCUUCUUGAAUUACUUGAGAGAAUCGAUGUCGCCAACACGGGCAUGGAAAGCGGAAUCGCCCAUGAGGCGAUGCGCAGCUUCUGGGAAGGUCGUGCGGAUUAUCGAGAAGCGAUGGUCUUCGAUGAACCCUUCUGGGAGUCUCUUACAGCCGAAUCUGCCUUCUUACUGCGAUCGUUUAACGACUUCUGCCGCGUCGAGAACGACGGAAAGUACGAGAGCCUUGCUGAGGAGAAGAUGCCGGAAGUCACCGCGCUUGGCUAUUUCCUCGCCAAAUACAUGAACGAGCUCCUACAACGGAAAAAAUCGUCCAAGGAAUCUGGCGAUGCAAAUGAUGAAGAUGCUGUCGAGCAGGAGUUCAUUGUCGAACAACUCCUUCACAUUGCCAUUACUCUGGACUACAGCGAUGAAGUUGGUCGGCGCAAAAUGUUUGCGCUCCUUCGCGAGUCAUUGGCUGUGCCAGAGCUUCCAGAAGACUGUACCAAACUUGCAGUCGAGGCACUGCGAUGCGUCUGUGGCCCAGAUCGCGCCGGUGAGGGUGAAUUCUGCAGCGUCGUUCUUGAAGCUAUCGCUGAAGUACACGACACAAUCACAACGGAGGAUAGCUUCGUCUCUGCGAAGUCAGAAAUUAGUGAUGAUGCCAGCAGCCGUCAUCGCUCUGAAACUCCAGGUGAAGAGGAGCCGGUCCCAUUCAACAAGGAAGAAGCGAAGGCCAAGAUUGUUCGAGAGAUCGUGGUCAACAUGAAAUGUCUACAUAUCGCCCAAUGCAUGCUACAAAAUGUCGAGGGUAACCUGCAGCAGAGCAUGAAUCUUGUUACGAUGUUGAACAAUCUCGUUGUACCUGCUGUUCGAAGCCACGAAGCUCCCAUUCGAGAACGCGGUAUCUUGUGCUUGGGUCUCUGCUGUUUGCUUGACAAGAACCUCGCUGAAGAGAAUAUGACACUCUUCAUUCAUUGCUACAGCAAGGGUCAUGAGGGUUUGCAAGUGACUGCAUUGCAAAUUAUCUGUGAUAUGAUUACGACCCACCCUUCCCUCCUCGCUCCAAUCACUCAAUCUGACGGCGAAACCGUAACGACUCCCCCCAUCCAGAAGCCCUUGCUGAAGGUCUUUUCACGCGCUCUAAAAGCGAGCUCUCCACCCAGUGUGCAGUCUGCUGCUGCCACUGCUCUAUCCAAGCUUUUGCUUACCAAUACCUUCACACCUUCGGGGUCCAACAUUCCGCCAACCAUUCAGGAAUAUAACCAAAAUUCCGUCGAAACUUUGUUGCUAUCGCUGGUGGUGGCCUUCUUCCACCCACGCACAAAGGGAAAUCCCGCUCUUCGGCAGUCUCUAGCGUACUUCUUCCCAGUGUACUGUCACUCUCGAUUGGAUAACAUCCAGCACAUGCGGCGAGUUGCUGUGCCGGUUAUCCGUGCCGUCAUGAACGCUGCUGAAGAACAUUAUUCUCUUGAAGCCGAAGAAGAUAGCGACGGAGAAGUUGAUGAGAGCGUUGGCGAGCGUGAAGUCAAGGCGCUCAUGACGGGUGUCGUGGGAAUGCUUGCUGAAUGGACCGAUGAACGCCGUGUUGUUGGUCUUGGUGGAGAGCGUGUUCUGAUUGGUGGAACAGCAAGCUCGACGGCCUGUGGUUGGGUACACCUCGCUCUAGUCAAAGACAUCUUGGAGCGUGUCCUGGGUGUCAAUGUUGGGCCUACUCGCUGUUCGCGUGAGGAGCGCAAGCUCAUUUUCUCUCUUCUGAGCAAGCUUUACGUUUCCGCGCCGACAUUACCACCGGCUCGCGCUGGAUCGCGUGCUCCAGAAGGCGAAGACCAAUUCCGAACGAGUAUUCGUAGCGCCACGGCUCUUGAGAUCGAGCCUGACAACAUCCAGCUCGCUCAAGAGGUAAAGGAACUGCUCGACCAGACCAUCGAUGAGGGUCUUGCUGGUGAAGCUUCCAGCCGGAACGCUUUAGUCAAGGCCAAGAACGCCGUUCUGAAGAUUCUCGCUGUUGCUCAAGAUGCUCGUGCGGCCAGUGUACGCCCUCGCGCUGGUACAGAGGAUCUCGAGAGUGAUGUCGGCAGUGUCCGCUCCGCUAGUGUAAGGCGUUCUGUUGAGCCUUCUGGGAUCAACCGUCGCCACGUCUCUGUGGAACCUAGUAUCAUGGAAGAGGACGAGGAUGAGCACAACAUUAGCCGUAUUCGAUCUGGUAGCGUGCGUCCAUCUAUCGAGGGUGGUGGUGCCAGCCGGAGUAUGGUUUCCAUAGAGCCUAGCAUCAUGGAGGAAGACGAGGAUGAUCAUGAUACAAGUAUGGGAACGGUUAUUAAGGACGAAAUUACUGAUGCGUGA
Messenger RNA from Penicillium odoratum, 3462 nucleotides. RefSeq names its product condensin subunit YCG1. Gene Ontology annotation, cellular component: condensin complex; condensed chromosome. Gene Ontology annotation, biological process: mitotic chromosome condensation. Lineage: Eukaryota; Fungi; Ascomycota; Eurotiomycetes; Eurotiales; Aspergillaceae. The transcript has 2 exons. Bases 1 to 3462 code for a protein of 1153 amino acids. The record is from RefSeq and is a predicted model, not a curated record.